GCCCCUCCCCCUCCCUUCCUUUUGACGCAUCAAAUCAUGGCGGAUAAGUACGUGUCAGGUUACCCCCCGCCACCGUACUACUUCGAGGAGUAUGUAGAUGCGGAUGAGCAGGUGGGCCAAGUGGAAGAUACAGAAGGGGGAGAGGGAGUCCACACGGAUGCCUACCAUUUGUUAAGCGACAUAAAGCACCAGUAUAACAUUUACGACGUUACAGAGAAUACCCACGUGGAGUCCCCCCCAAUUGAUGGAAACGAAAAGGAAAAGUACACUAAGCAAACGUGCCAUCUGAUACUGGGUAGACCCCCACCAGUUCCCCUCAAAAGUAAUUACAACGUAUUUGGGAUUAACCACCAAGUGGAAAAAAGAGUCGAAGAUUUAGAGAGUGACGAAUUACUAUAUGAUGUGAAAAAAAAUUUGAAAAAUGAAUUUAUUAGACUUUUUAAAAAAUAUAAAGAAUCCAUUUUCGAUCUUUUUGACGACAUUGUAAAUAACAGACGAGACGACAAGACGAAAAUAAAAAUACUCAUUAAGGUCCACGUAAAUCUAUUUCACAUUUUGGCCAAACUCAGAUUUUACCAAUGUGUUAAUAAUAUUAUUAACGUUUUGAAAGUGCAACUGAAGAGACGGCAGAUAGCCAUCGACAAGAUGAAGUUAAGUCUGCUUCGUAUUUAUGGCUAUAUACAUUUUGUGCAGGGAAGUUUUUCUACUCGUGCCAUUGCGGACGAUGAUGAGGGAGGGAGUCCCAAACGGAGGAGGAAGCUCACCGUGCUGUAG
Plasmodium cynomolgi strain B is the source of this 774-nucleotide messenger RNA. Its product is annotated as RNA polymerase II mediator complex protein MED7. Gene Ontology annotation, molecular function: transcription coregulator activity. Gene Ontology annotation, cellular component: mediator complex; core mediator complex. The record is from RefSeq and is a predicted model, not a curated record. The transcript has a single exon. Lineage: Eukaryota; Apicomplexa; Aconoidasida; Haemosporida; Plasmodiidae. Bases 37 to 774 code for a protein of 245 amino acids. Gene Ontology annotation, biological process: regulation of transcription by RNA polymerase II.